Messenger RNA from Entamoeba histolytica HM-1:IMSS, 381 nucleotides. RefSeq lists its product as uncharacterized. The transcript is spliced from 2 exons. Lineage: Eukaryota; Evosea; Mastigamoebida; Endamoebidae. The record is from RefSeq and is a predicted model, not a curated record. Bases 1 to 381 code for a protein of 126 amino acids.
AUGAUUUUUGAAUUACUCUUUUUCCUAAGUGUUGUCAUUGCAGGUACACCUGCUACUCGAAUGAACUCAAGAUCAAUGAUGCCACUAAGACCAUUUGCAAUGAAUCAACAAGAAUUAGAAAGACAAAUGAUGGAAGAACAUAAUCAAAAUUUACGAAGAUUAACAGAUAAAUAUUUACUUGAUGAGAGUGUUAAAGGAUCAUUAAAGAAUGCAAAUAAGAGAUUAUGGAGAGAUAUGAGAAUAAGUGAAAUGGAAGCUAAAAUGCAAUUUAGAAAACAAAUAGCAGAAAGAGGAAAUCAACCACAAUACAAACAAGCAGCUGAUAAAUGGAAGAGUCUUGAGAUGCAAAGAAAGAUAUGGAUUAAUGCAAGGUCCAAGUAA